AUGGCCACUGUCUCCUCUCUCCGGCCCCAAUGGACCGAUCCCCCAAGUCCACGGUCAGACAUCGAUGUCCCAUUCGAGCUGACUAGCUCACUGGCUCCGCCGCGGGAACUCAAAGCUGCAGGCACAACAUCUCUUUCUUUCGAUGGGCUCUUGAAGGACCCGCUUCUUUUGAAGGAGGAUUUGAAGGAGGGCUGUGGUGGACAGCUAUGGCCGGCCGGAAUGAUAUUGGCUGAAUAUCUGCUUCGUCGACACUCUUCUCAGCUUUUGAACAAGUCCAUGUAUGUCUGCAUUCACCCCUCUAGGAAGCCACUUUCAUUAACAACGGGCAGUGUAGAGCUUGGCGCCGGCGGGGGAUUAGUGGGCCUUGCCAUUGCUCGGGGUUGUCAGAUCAGCCCACCUAUCCAUAUUACCGAUCAAGAACCCAUGUAUUCUUUGAUGAGGGAAAACAUCCAGCUAAAUGGAUUGGGAUCAAGCGUCGAGGCUUCGGUGCUAAAUUGGGGCGAACCUAUCCCGGAUCAUAUUCCGCGCAGACCUGAAGUGAUCCUGGCAGCCGAUUGUGUCUACUUCGAGCCGGCUUUUCCCCUUCUUAUUACUACCCUACAAGAUCUUCUCGGUCCAGACUCGGUUUGCUACUUCUGUUUCAAGCGACGACGACGUGCAGAUUUACGCUUCAUGAAGGCGGCUAAGAAGGCGUUUCAUGUGGAGGAGGUCCAGGAUGACCCGAACGCCCACUCAUAUAGCAGAGAAAACAUUUUUCUUUACAGGAUACGAGCCAAGCAUACAUGA
This is a messenger RNA of Penicillium chermesinum, 786 nucleotides long. RefSeq lists its product as uncharacterized. The record is from RefSeq and is a predicted model, not a curated record. NCBI's taxonomy places the organism in Eukaryota, Fungi, Ascomycota, Eurotiomycetes, Eurotiales, Aspergillaceae. The coding region runs from base 1 to 786 and encodes 261 amino acids. The transcript has a single exon.